Penicillium diatomitis is the source of this 1338-nucleotide messenger RNA. RefSeq lists its product as uncharacterized. The transcript has a single exon. Bases 1 to 1338 code for a protein of 445 amino acids. The record is from RefSeq and is a predicted model, not a curated record. Lineage: Eukaryota; Fungi; Ascomycota; Eurotiomycetes; Eurotiales; Aspergillaceae.
AUGGAUUGUCAAUGGCACCAGAAGGAACCGGGGGUAUACCAGCGAACAGCAACCCCGAUGGAGCGCUGGAUGACAAGGGUUACUCAAACUGGCCACGAAUUCGGCAAGGAGCAUUUCAUAAUUUCGGUCGGACUGCAGAUACAGGUGCCAGAAGGGUUCUCGGCGUUUGUGCCAGAAUUACGGCGGGCGUGGGGUAUUUUGCGUCAGCGGCAUUCCUCCAUUGCGAGUUUGCUGGAUCGCAAGGCUGGGAUCUGGCGAUACGUCGUUCCUACCCCGGAAGAUAUUGACGACUGGUUUACCGAAACAUUCAUUGUGGCCCCCUUUGGAACGGCGGCUGGUCCAUUACCAUCACCAGCGCAUCCCCCCAAACGACCGAGGCUCCUGGCGUUGCCGUCUACGAGCCGAAUCAUCUUACAAGCUCCUCAUACAGUCACCGAUGGCAAAGGACUUAUGCUGAUCGCCAGUGAGUUGCUUCGGAUUGCUACCGAAUCGACCAAAACUAAGUCCAGCUAUGAAGCUGUCAACCUCUCUCCUCCGUUCUCCGUAGCCGCUGGUCUUCCGCCCGUCGAUGAAAAUGACAUGCGCCGCGCUGCAUCAGACCUGGAACAGUUUUUGUCUGCAUUACCUGCCAUGGCUCUACCCACGAGGACGGCUGCUGGAAAUGGCCGUAAACGACACCCAGCGCGGACAAGACACGUUCUCCAAGCAUUCUCGGAGCACGACACGCAGUCUUUACUUUCCCGGCUCAAACAGAGAGGGCUUACGGUCACACAUGCUGUCCAUGCAGCAAUCGCCUGCACAACCAAGCGGUUCAACAUAAACCCUUCCUCAGAUAUAUAUGCAGGCGUCCUGGUACUGGAUGGACGUAGUCUAUACCAAGACGAGAGAAACAACCUGAAAACCCCGGGCUCACUCUCCUGCACGGGGUGGUUCCCAACUGUGAAAGUAUCCAGUUUCGAGUCUACUGUAAACGCUUUCAAGGCUGAGUAUACCAAUAUUCAGCGGGAUCGGCGGCUUCCAAACGUGAUCGAUGGGUUGCUCAUGCAAAUGAUGCCGUUUCUCUCUGAAUCGGCGCCGUCUUCCGGCGCCGAUGCCUUGCUGAGCAGUAUUGGUGUUGUUGAGAGCGUGAUUCACCACAAAUAUUCAUUUGUGGAGGUGCUGGAAUUUGAGAUCGGAUGUGAGGUUCUCAAUCCUGCGAUUGAUAUCUUUCUUUACACCUGGCAUGAUCGCGUUAGGUUGGCCGCGUACUACAAUGAGAGCUACUAUGAGGCGGAGACGGUAAUACAGUUCUUGGCGAUGGUGAUUUCUACCUUGAAACGGGAAUUGAUGGUUGAUUGA